UAAAAAAGCAACAUGUACAACAUGGAAAAUUUGAUACGAGCGAUGGGAAAUCCAGGAAAGUUGCAAGUGUUUAUCUUCUCUUUGAUAAGCGUUAAUUUAAUGAUAAUGUUAUCUACACAUUUCACCAUGAUAUUUUAUGGAGCAAAGACGGAGCACCACUGUAAGCUUGAUGUUGCUGAAAAUGUCAGCGAUUUUAUACCAUUCAACGCUGAAAGUAACAACAAAGAACGCGAUAGCUGCCAAAUGUUUGAGAGUAUGAAUAACUCAAAAAGGAUACCGUGUAAAAAUGGUUGGACUUACAUCAUGAAAGACAAUGAAAGAACAAUUAUCUCUGAGUUUGACCUGGUGUGUGAUGAUGCAUACAAAGUGGACUUGUCUACAACAAUUUAUUUCACUGGUGUUACAUUGGGUGGAAUCUUCUUUGGUGUCAUUGCUGACAAGUUUGGCAGAAAACCUGUCAUCGCUUUUACUUUAUUAGCGGCAGGAAUACUGAACAUCGCCAUCUUUAUAUUCAGAUAUUAUAUUGCUUUCGCUAUCUUUCGAUUUUUUCUUGGUCUGAACAUGCAGGGUCUUCAGAGCUCCAGUGUAGUUCUUGCUAUGGAACUUUUUCCGACAAGAUAUCGCAGCCAUAUUGGUGCACUGUGUGGUCUAAUAGCCAAUAUUGGAGGCCUUUGUUUGGGAGUGCUUGCCUUCAUCAUCAAAGAUUGGAGAUAUCUUCAACUGGUGCUAUCUGUUGUACCAUUCAUGCAGAUGUUUUCUUUAUGGUUUAUACCAGAGUCAGUACGUUGGAACAUGUUACAUGGCCAUUUUAGAAAAGCUGAAAGAGUUGUUCGCAGAAUUACAAAGGCAAAUAGACUCGAUUUUCCAGAGGAGACGUUUCAAAACGUUAAAGAACAAUCAGAGAAAGAAAUUAGCAUUCUCAAAACAAAAAAUACAGCCAGCAUACUCGACGUCUAUAGGGAACCUUCCUUGCGCACGAUAUCUCUUAUUUUGACUGUUGUUUGGUUCAGCAUAACGAUUACUUUCUAUGGUUUAUCCUUUAACAUUUCUUUCCUGUUUGGAAACAAAUAUUUCAAUUUUAUUUUUGGUCAAGUCCUUGACGUAUUGAUGAUUUCAUCUCUGUUAUGGUCCCUUCCAAGAUUUGGAAGGCGAAAACCAUUGCUCGUUAUGUUAGCUUUUUGUACUGUUGCUUUGGUAACAUGCGCUUUGAUCGCUGGUACAAAUACAGAUUCGAAAAAUGUAAACUUGAUUCGAACGAUUGCAGCGCUUGGAGGAAAAUCUCUUUCAGGGACUCUUAUCAUUGUCAUGAUAUUGUACACAGCAGAGCUUUAUCCUACCAUACUCAGGAAUAUUGGUUUUGGGGUGGCUAUGUUUUGGUGUCGUCUUGGUGCCAUGGUUGCUCCACAACUUUUCUUUGUUGGUAAAACGACAUCUAUUGUAAUACCUUACAUUAUCACCGGCAUCCUACUACUGUUCAGCAGUAUUUUAGUGUUAUUUCUACCAGAAACUUUUCAGCAAGUGCUAGCAGAACGGUUUGGACAAAAAGGAGAGGAUGACUGUAAAGACCAAUCACAAAAGACAAAGGACAGGGAUAAUUUACUGGAGUCGAAUUUGUGAAUGAAAUUGCAAUUGGAAAAAUAAUUUGCAUUUUAAUAAUCAUUAAAAUAGGUUUUUGAAAGUUGCCAAAUUUAGAAAGAAUUUACUGGUCUUUUGGACUAAUCAGAAAUAUGUAGAAUAGAAUUUACAACAAAAUUGAGUAAAUGUUGAUGUAUUUUACUGACUAGAAAAAGUUCAGCGACUAUUGCAUGAAAGGUGAACGAAUUGCCGUUCGGUCAGUGAACCUUGGUAUGAUAAAAUUUGAAGCAAGUAAUUAUUGAUGCGGAGAAAAUCAGAUUAAAAGUGACGUAGUUUGAAUCCAG
This is a messenger RNA of Xenia sp. Carnegie-2017, 1919 nucleotides long. RefSeq names its product solute carrier family 22 member 8-like. Gene Ontology annotation, biological process: transmembrane transport. The transcript is spliced from 9 exons. Gene Ontology annotation, molecular function: transmembrane transporter activity. Gene Ontology annotation, cellular component: membrane. NCBI's taxonomy places the organism in Eukaryota, Metazoa, Cnidaria, Anthozoa, Malacalcyonacea, Xeniidae. The coding region runs from base 13 to 1617 and encodes 534 amino acids. The record is from RefSeq and is a predicted model, not a curated record.